AAAAUACAUACCUCUAUGCUAUAUUUGUUUGUUUGAUGUUUAUAACCUGUUGAAGAAUAUAAAAAGGACAAGAAUAAUAGUGGAUGUUAAGGUGUGAUUUUUUUAAGUGUUUAUAAAUAAUAGACUUAAAAGCAAUCAAAAAAUAUUAUGUCAUUUGAUCUUCAUAACUGUUUAUACGUGAAAACGUAGCUUAAUACCGAUAAGUAUUUGUGUCAAGUGCAUAAUACAUACUUAUUAUUAGUAAUUACAAAGUAUCAUUUGUAAAUGAGCUAAAUAUAAACCUUUACUAUAUGACUUUAGCAAGUUAUGAAUAAUUUGGUGAUGUUAUAAAAGGUAAUUCACCUUGCAUUAACUUUAUUUUCCUGUUACUCAUCUUGUAAGGUUUUAUUAUAUAUUUUUUAAUAUGUUGUAUAAUAUUGAUUUUUAAAAAUUCUUAAUAUCACCAUAAAAUAUACUGUAUACCAGUCUAUGUUUAACUGUUUGAAGAGUGUUAAAAAUAAUCAUCUGACUCAUUACAUAUUCAAGUAAGCAGAGGACCAGUUAUUCGAAACUUUCUUAUUUUAGGUUUGAUUCAAGCAGAAAUUAGUAUAUCAUUAAAAAGUUUACAGUAGACAGUCUCAUGCGACAUUUAUUUUCAGCCAUUUGGUUUCUCAACGGUUAAACUCCAGUCAGUUUUCAAUCUGUCUUGUGCAAGCAGAGACACUUUUGUGUUAUCAAUAAAACAUUGAUAACCCUAAAAUAUGAAUAAAGUUCUAGCUCUCUGGUUUUUAAUCUUAAAAAAAUAGCUGGGAUUAGGUCAAGUACAAAUGGGAUAUUAAGGUCAUUACGUAGGGCUUUAUUGGUUACAUAAAAGGGAGCAUUGGCUAUUGUUUGACGAACUUUAGACUGGAAGGAUUGAAUGCGUUUUAUGUUAGAAAGUUUUGCUGUCCCCCACAGUUCGAGUCUGUAGGUCCAGAUAGGUUUCAGGAUUGUCUUAUAGAAUAAUAGCUUGUUCUCAACUGAAAGUUGAGAUUUUCUAUUCCACCCCAAUAAUGAAUAUUGUGUGCUCAUAGGAUUUCUUAAUAUUUUCCAUCGUAAUUUUACAAAGCAGUAAUUAAUUUUUCAUUAUUGACAUGCACAUUCAUUUUAUUGGAAAUGAAAUUUUUAAUGUAGGUGUUAAUAUCCACACAUUUCAUGCUUCCUAUCCUUAAUUUUACGAAAUCUAAAGAAGAUAAAAUUUCCAAGGAUACCGUUUUUCUUCUUUCUCUUAUACCGAUCUGUUUUGAUACUUCGUGUGGAUAGGUAGCUCAAUACAUAACUAUACCUGCAUAUAUUUUUCUUUCAUACUCAUGUUCUUUGAACCAGGUCUUGGUGUGAUAAGUUAGUUCUAGGAUAUAAGAUUGUUGGUUAACAGUAACGUCUUUAGAACUUACAGGAAAUGUAUACAUUAUAUCUUUUGUAUUGACAUCUAUUAAUUGAUUGUUAAUUUUUAGAAUAUUGGAUUUCAUAGUUGAAUAUUAUUAUAUAUUUUAAUGAAGAUGCAAAGGGAAGAAAAACAGCUAGAAACAGCAUUGGAUGCUAUUUUAUUAAGAGUAAAUGAUUUGAAAAAUUCGAUCGGUUCUAUGAUUUUUAAACUUGAAAAUGAGAGUGAAAAUUUAAAUUGGCCAAAUUUACUAGAUAAUUUUGCUUUACUUUCAAGUCAGCUAGUCUCUCUUUCAAAAAUGCUUGGUCAUGAUAAAUAUCCUUUAUUAAGAACAUUAGCCAUUAUUCCACUUGAGCUAAGUCCUGAACGUGAUGAACAAUUAUUAAGACUCACAGAAGGCAGGGUUGCAAUUUUUUCCCAUGAUCUAGCUCCUGAUUAUCUUCGUACAAAGCCAGUUCCAGAAGUAGAACAGAAAAUGAUACAACUUGAACAUAAGGCAUCUAAUUUGUCUUUUGAGACAGUUCAGAAGCAAAUGACAGCUUACAGUAAAGUUGUGGGACAUGUUUGGGAAAUAGUCUCUAAAGCAAGAGAAGAGUGGGAAACAGAAGGAAGUGGGAGAUCAGGUUCUGCGAUAACUUCUUCAUUAGCGGAUACCAAUACAUUAGUCGCUGCAGUUGCUAUGGGCAAAGGAUUGAAGGUAUGUGAUGGAAUGGGACAAGGACAAUUACCUCCUAACAUGAUGGGGCCUUCUGGUAGGCCAGUUGGUGGCGGACAGCUACCCUCCAACCAGCUUCAACAACAAAUGGGAUCAAUGGGAAAAGUUCCAAGUGGUAUUAAAACUAACAUAAAAUCAGCAAACCAGAUGCACCCAUAUAGUCGAUGAUUUUUACAAUUUUCAAAAAUAAAUUUUUUAUUAAUAUUUGAAAAAAAUGUUGUAAUUAUUAUAAAUUUAAAAGUUAUAUAAUUAAAUCUGUAAUUAUUUAUAUUGUUAUGUACAUGAAACUCAAAAAAUAUUUUCCUUAGAACUACAUGUCUACAAUUUUGAAACAUUUUUGUAAACAUGCAAUGCAUAAAUCUUGUUUUGUUGGCUAAUUUAUUGUUCAUUACAUCACAUAUUUUUAUUUUUUAUGUAGUCAAACCUAGACGUAAUAAUAAUAACAAAAAAGGAUGACACUUCAGUAAAGUAACAAAACACGUAACUAUAGAUUUUGUUUUAUUAUUCUUCAAUCAAUCAAGAAAAAAAAAUUAAGUCCCUCAAAAUUUGAGAAUUUUUAUUCCAAGCUGUGUAGAAUCAUAAAUCAAUUUUAAUUUGAUUUAUGAUUCUACACAUGAGCCUAUUAUUCAUUCAUGAUUCAUAUUAGCUCAGUAGGCCAAUUAUUUUAAGAUUUGGCAUGAAAAUCAGAAGUUACUUAAGUGUGAUCUUCAGAACUCGACAUCACCAUCUUCCAUUUUGUUGGAUGGAGGUCAAUCAGAAAAUUUAUAUAACCAUAUUUCAUCUAAUCCUAAAGAUAAAGCAAAAUCUUAAAGUUUUUUGUAGAUUCCUUAUACCAAAGUCCUUCGGGAAAAUAAACAACCGUUGUUAAAACAAUUCGUUGAGGAUAUAAGGCUAUGUUUAUGCCACGAAAAUCUCUUGAAUCAGUGGACUGAUUUUGUUGGAUCUUUUUGGUUUUACACUGUGCUGACCUUAGAGCCGGACAACCGGAGCUAAUGCCCGGGAUGCUAAUUAUCAGGGGUGGCCGCCACUUUUUAAGAAUCUAAAAAAUAUAUAUACAAAAUGUAUUAAAAUAAUUAAUAUUAGUCUAUUAAUAAAGCGACUGUAUUAGAGAAAUAUUGAUGAAAUACAUAGUAUAAAACAGCUUAAGAAAUAAAUUUAAUUUUUUAUUAAAUGAGUCCUCCUUAAAACCCCUUAAAUUUAUAUGUAUAUAUAUAUAUAUAUAUAUAUAUAUAUAUAUAUAUAUGAUUAGUAGUGCAUUUAAAUGAGUACUGUAAAAAAACGUAAAACCCUGUAGAAAUUAAAUAAAGUCAGUAUUAUCAAAGCAUCCUUGUUCAUUCUCCAUUCUUUCUUUUUUAAACUUUUGUUAGCCUAAGCAUUUUAACUAAUGCCAGAACCCGGGAUAGGAUAAAAAGGAAUUUUUCCAAACUCAUGGUUUUAAGACUCAAGUCAUUUAGACAAUGUGGUCUGUCAACUUCAAGCAGUUGGCACUUUACAAGAAGGUUUGAAGGUUUACGUUCCACCACCUGUCCUAAUGUUUCUAUAAGUUUUUCUGAGAUGGUCG
Molecule: messenger RNA, 3678 nt
Organism: Nezara viridula (southern green stink bug)
Lineage: Eukaryota; Metazoa; Arthropoda; Insecta; Hemiptera; Pentatomidae
Source: the annotation of a GenBank genome assembly